UUGAAAUUGUCCUUUUUCUAAGAGUAAGGAUACUAAAAGGUCGAGGACGUGAAAAAUAACAAGAAUAUAUUCAGGCGCACCGGGGCAUUCCUUUUUCAAGAUACAUGGGUCCCUCUGGUGGUUUUCGCUAACAAAGCGGAGACCAAAAUGUCUGGAGAGGUUUAUAUCCUGUGGCUCAUAUCCCUCUUAAAAACGCUGUCGGCCUUCGGGGCCGACUUGUCUUCAGAGGCGUGCAGGGACCUGGGCUUUUCUAGCAACCUGCUGUGCAGCUCCUGCGACCUGCUCGGAGAGUUCAGCCUCACUAAGCUCCAGCCUGACUGCCGACACUGCUGCCAGCAGGAGGCUCAGAUGGAAGCACGCAAGCUUUACCCUGGAGCCAUCCUGGAGGUGUGUGGAUGAAAAUUGGGGAGGUUCCCUCAAGUCCAAGCUUUUGUCAGGAGCGACAAGCCCAAGAUGUUCAAGGGUCUGCAGAUCAAGUACGUCAGAGGCUCAGAUCCUGUCCUCAAGCUUUUGGACGAUAACGGGAACAUCGCUGAAGAACUCAGCAUCCUCAAGUGGAACACCGACAGCGUGGAGGAGUUUCUUAGUGAGAAAUUAGAUCGGAUAUAGAUGAGAGAAUAAUCAGAUUUUCUACUUGAGUAAAAUGUUUGUUUUUCCAAAUUACAAAGUACAACAUGUUUCACUAGCGAUGGUUUAUAUUUAUCUGCCCCGACUCUGAGAUUUGUGCCUCUUGUGUCUUUCGUAUGUCAAAUUUUAUUCAUGGUUCUCACACUUCCAACCAUUUCUGACCUACUUACGGCUCGUCAACCACGGACAGAGUUAUACCGUCUUCAUUUCACAGAUUCAAUCCACCUGAAUCUGAGGGAGAAAAAUAUCUGCAAGGUUAGAAAGAUUUAUCAGAUCAUUUCGAAAAAGACUAGACGCCCUAAAAAAGGAAUUCUGACCCCCGUGGAUUCAUAGACUAUAUAAAUCGUGUUCCUUUGUCAUUUUUGAUUUCUGUUCCUUUUCUGUCACCUUUUAGUUAAAAUUAUUUUUUAUAACACGUGAUAUUUUGGAUAAAUGAGAUUAGCAGCAGUACAGAAUAGAUCGGAGUUGUUUUCCAAAUGCAGUUGGCUUUGCAGAGACGCACGUUAGUGAAGGCCUCACAGUAAACCAGCGCUGGUAUGUGAGGUCUGAUGUGUUUUUGGUGUUUUUCUGCACCUUCUGCUUUGAAGAGGAAACCAUUUAUUCUGUGUGCUUGUUUUUGAGGUGCAAGUUUAAAUAUGUAAAAAUAAAACUUUUCUUUAAAAGUU
Messenger RNA from Cynoglossus semilaevis (tongue sole), 1292 nucleotides. It is a transcript of the gene selenof, whose product is annotated as selenoprotein F. Gene Ontology annotation, molecular function: oxidoreductase activity. The transcript has 5 exons. NCBI's taxonomy places the organism in Eukaryota, Metazoa, Chordata, Actinopteri, Pleuronectiformes, Cynoglossidae. The record is from RefSeq and is a predicted model, not a curated record. Gene Ontology annotation, cellular component: endoplasmic reticulum lumen.